Myzus persicae (green peach aphid) is the source of this 3844-nucleotide messenger RNA. RefSeq lists its product as uncharacterized. NCBI's taxonomy places the organism in Eukaryota, Metazoa, Arthropoda, Insecta, Hemiptera, Aphididae. The record is from RefSeq and is a predicted model, not a curated record. Bases 1664 to 3760 code for a protein of 698 amino acids. The transcript has 2 exons.
ACACAUUAAAUUAGUAUCGUAUUGUUAAUGUAUUCGUUUAAGUAUUUAUUUCAUGCUUAUUAAAAUUUCGUCCACAUUAUUUACGGUAUAGGCGCAUAGUGUAUUGCUAUAUAUAUAAUAUUAUAUUAUAAUAUAAUAUAUAUAAUAUGCGGAAUUCGCAUUUUACUAUAAAUAAAUAAUAUAGUUCGUAUGGGUUACCAUUAUUAUAUUAUUUUAAUUCGUGUAUGAUACAUAGAUUAUCGCUUAAAGCCCUAACCUAUAUAUAUUAUAAUAUACUAUAUAUUUCCCGAACACAAAUUACAUCAUAAAUGAAUAUAAUAAUAGUCGUCGCUCGAAGCGUGACACAAUUACUUUACAACUUGUUAUUGAACGGAUGAUCUACCGCGGCGAUAAUAGAUAGCGACGCAAUGCCUAAAAAUAACCGUUUUAUGAAAAAUGCACCGGAUUUAAUAAUUACUCACUUUCGCAGUACAACGAUAUUAUUAUAUUAGCUUCUCGCUAAAAAAAAUUGUUUUGCAUAAAAUGGCCUCAUCAAGAAUAUGUAAUAUGCCCCCCUCAUAUUAUGACCGUAGAUCGGCUCUGAUAUUUAUGAAUAUAUGUCGUAUGGACAACAUGUAAACAGACUAUAAACUUUGCUGUGGUAAUCACUACGAAUUCGAAUAAUAAUUUAUCAUGAUUAUUAUCAAGUAAAAAAAUGCGAGUAGUCACUAUAGUCACUAACGUAUAUAUUAACAGCUAGGAUGAAGAGUUGUUCACGUCUUGUACCACAGACUAGUGGCGGUUUUGAGUUUUGACAUGUAAUUUGACAUGAGUUUUUAUUACACAGAAUUUGGCGGUCGGUGGAGUGUUUUAGUUUGUAUUUAAGUACAACCUUAAUUAUAUUACUGUCUUCAUUUGUAAAUAAUAGGUAAAUGGUCAGAUUCACAAUAGGUUCUAAUUUCGUGUUUUUAAAAAUUAGAGUUUUAUAUCAAAAAUGAAAAUAAUCAUUAUCAAUUCAGGAAGUACUUAUUUAUUGCCCUGUUGACCACUGGCGUACCUGAUGCGGUACAUGGGUGUAUGGCCCGUUCUUGGAAUUUUAUAUUGGUGAUGUUCACGAUUAUAUCCUGAAUAAAAUUGUGGUGUAUUACCUACAACUUUUAAAUAGCCCCUCACUAUCCACACCUUGAUUGAGCUCUGCAGCUACUACACUACUGCUGUUGACUGUUGUUUGUUUGUUUUUAAAAAUAAAAGACAUUAAAUUAGGUUCAGCUAUAUUUGAUUUUAAGUAAUAUAUAUAUAAUAUGUAUAUAUUGUUAAAAAAUAUGCUUGCCGAAAGCCCGAAGCGCCAGAGAGAAGAGAUAGUAUUGUUAUUGCGCACAAAUCAAAACGUGUCGUACCACGUCAAAACAAUAGGUCAUCAUAUUAUAUGACAUAUAAUAUUACAUCGCUAGCCGUGGUGAGUCGUAUAUCCACGAACUAGACCGCGAAGUAAUCACAUUGUUAUUCGUUUGGCAAUUUGAAUUUUGAGUAAUAUUUUAAUAGUUUAAUUUAUAAAUAAUAAUAAUAAUAUUAUAUUAUAAUAGUCGCAGUCGCACGUCCAAUAGAGCUAUAUAAAUAGUAAAAAUAGUCAUCAACACAGUGAAGAAUAUAGGUAUAUAUAUUAUUUUGCCUUAACAUUAAAAACAUGAGUUGUUUAAGUCAAACCAGUAAAAAAAGACGGAUUCGCGAAGAGCUUAAAGAACUUAAAAAUCAAGAUCAGUUUGUAUUUAAUCAAUUAGACUUUGAAGAACAUAAUGAUGAAGCUGUUGGCUUGGAAAAUGAAAAUAAUGCAGAAUCACCUGAUAUUAAUAAUACAAUAGAAGAAACUGCAAGUUGUUCUUAUAAACCUGAAAUUCAGUUUAUCGAUGAUGAAGAAAAUGCAAUUAUGGAAUCAGAUACAGAUUGUUCGGAUGAAGAACCACCCUUUCGUCAUUAUACUGAGGUAGAUGCAGAUUCUGUUAAAACUAAACUAGCAUUAUGGAGCAUCAAACAUAAUAUUUCACAGGCUGCAACUUCAGAUUUAUUAAAAAUUAUUCAGUCUAGUUACGACCCUUCCAUUCCGGGUGAUGCUAGAACUUUGUUAAAAACUAAAAUUUCAAAUAUAAAGGUUCCACUUAAAAAAAUGGCACCUGGGCAAUACUACCAUUUUGGUGUACGCAAUGGUAUUAUACAGAAUUAUAUUGAUGACACUAUGGAUGUAAUAAAAUUAGUUGUAGGAAUCGAUGGCCUUCCAUUAACUAAAAGCUCGAAAAGCACUUUUUGGCCAAUCUUGUGUUAUAUUAGACCCUAUUAUAAUAAUGUAUUUCCGAUUGGGCUAUAUUGGGGAAAUGAGAAACCAAACAACAGCAAUGAUUUUUUAGACGAUUUUGUUAAAGAAAUACGAAAUUUAAUAUUAAAUGGAAUUGAAAUAUUAAAUAAGUCUGGUGUAUUAUAUGAAAAAAAAGUAGUUUUGGAGGUUUUUGCAUGCGAUGUUCCUGCAAAAUCGUACGUUUUGAAAACUAAGGGUCACGCCGGAUACUUUUCAUGUUCUCGUUGUAUGGUUGAAGGAGAUUCUAAAAACCAUAGAAUAUGUUUUCCCGAUUUGAAUUGUACAAAGAGAACACAUGAAAAUUUCAUUUCAAGGCAAAAUGAGGAACACCACACCGAUUGCUCUACUCUUUCCAUUUUAACUGAAAUUCCUGGUAUAGAUAUAAUCAAAUCAUUUUCCCUAGAUUAUAUGCAUCUAGUUUGUCUAGGUGUAACUAGAAAAUUAAUUAACCUAUGGUUAAAAGGACCAUUGACUAAUAGAAUCGGUAACAGAAAUAGCACUACUCUUAGUAUUUUAUUAAUAUCGUUUAAAAAGUGUAUGCCUAAAGACUUUCAGCGGAAACCACGAGGUGUUGACGAAGUAAAUAGGUGGAAAGCAAACGAGUUUCGGGCAUUUUUAUUGUAUUUUGGUCCUAUCGUCUUAAAAAACAUUAUAAACAAACAAUGUUAUAAUAAUUUUCUUUGUUUGCAUGUUAGUAUGACAUUAUUAUUGACUCCUAACGUAAUGAGUGACCGUUACUUAAAUUUUUGUCAAAAAAUAUUAGAAUAUUUUAUUAAAACUUUUGGUAAAAUAUACGGCAUUGAACAUAUUUCACAUAAUAUUCACGCACUUCAACACAUUUGCGAUGACUACAAAAAUUUCGGUCCGUUGGACAAUUGCAGUUGUUUCCCAUUUGAAAACCAUAUGUCAACAUUAAAAAAGUAUGUAAGAAAAAGUCAUCAGCCACUUCAGCAAGCUGUUAAGAGGUAUACUGAAUAUAAUAAAUAUGGAAAAUCAGUUGAAGAAUCAGGUAUUUAUUUUAUUUUAAAAAAUAUUCACCAUAAUGGGCCUGUUACUACUACAUUAUCAAAAACAUACACUAAUUAUAAACAAUUUAAGACACUGAAAAUAAAAAAUACUGAAAUUUGUAUUAACGAAAAGGAUUGUUUUGAACAAAAUACUGAAAAACAUAUAUUAAAAGUUGUAAAUAUUAUCGAAACAAUAGAUGGUGAAGUGAUUUUAAUAGGGUACCGAUUUGAUAAAUAUGAGACAUCACUCUAUGACAAACCUAUUUCAAGUUCCGAUCUUGGCAUAUUUUUGAUCAAAAAUAAUUUGAACUCUGAUUUGGUCCAUUGUCCGUUUUCAAAUAUUCGCUGUAAGUGUAUUAUUCUAAAGAUAAGUGAUGAGCAAUCAGUAGCUUUGCCAAUUUUGCACACAAUUAAAGAAUCUGAAUAAACAAAUAUAUUAAUAUUAUUAUAAUAACUUAUAUUAGUAUACCUAUCUGUAAUAAUAUUAUAUAGGUAUUAUAGUUUUUAUAAU